AUGGUGAGGGGUGUCGCCGCCUUCGGCUUCGCCGGCCUGUGUCUGGCCUUCGCCACCCUCGAGCUCUUCACCUUCCUGUACCCGCAGUGCGGUGCGGGCACGGGCACCACGACAUCCGCUGAAGCCCCUCUGCUCCACAGCGCGGCCGAGGUUUUGCCGCCGUUGGCUGCGGUGGUGGUCCUCUUCGUCGCCGUCGCGCUCAACUACCACCACUUGACGGGUCGCCGCGUCGUCGCCGUGCCCGUGGCCGGCGCGGGCAACGAGCGGCGCUCGAUCUCGAGGCUUGUCAUGUUCGCGCUAUGCGUCUCCGCUGGGACGCUCGAGUUCAUCGUGUUCGGGCAGGCCACCGGUGGUGGUGCGGAGGAUCACGGGGGUGCCCAAGAUCGCGCGCUCGCCCUGGCUGCUCUCCGCGCGCUGCCUGCCGCGGCGACGGGCACGUUCUUUUCGGGGAUGUCGCUCAUCAUCGUCGCGCACGUCCGCGCCGGCGGCGAGGGUGGUGGUACCGGUGCCGUUGCCAGAGACGAGCUGAUCCAGGGGCUCCUGCGCCUCCUCACCAAGGUCGCGGUCGGAGCGGCGGCGGCGCUCGUCGGCAUAAUCGCUAUGGCCCUCACCUUCUACGGCGCCAAGUAA
Molecule: messenger RNA, 630 nt
Organism: Miscanthus lutarioriparius
Lineage: Eukaryota; Viridiplantae; Streptophyta; Magnoliopsida; Poales; Poaceae
Source: the annotation of a GenBank genome assembly